This is a messenger RNA of Tetrapisispora phaffii CBS 4417, 2037 nucleotides long. RefSeq lists its product as uncharacterized. The record is from RefSeq and is a predicted model, not a curated record. Gene Ontology annotation, cellular component: nucleolus; TRAMP complex. The coding region runs from base 1 to 2037 and encodes 678 amino acids. The transcript has a single exon. Lineage: Eukaryota; Fungi; Ascomycota; Saccharomycetes; Saccharomycetales; Saccharomycetaceae. Gene Ontology annotation, biological process: RNA 3'-end processing. Gene Ontology annotation, molecular function: mRNA binding; poly(A) RNA polymerase activity.
AUGGGAAGUACUCAUUCACAUAACUCGCGUUCUGCGAAGAAACACAAAUCUAAAUCCAAAUCCCAUCGUGAGAAAAAAAUUAGAAGGUCAUCUUCUCAUAGGAUAGAAAAUACAUUUAAGGUACUUGAUAAUGAUCAUGAAGAGUUGUAUGAUAGUUAUACAGAUUUAAUUGACCUAUCCGAGGAUAAUGAUGGCGAGGAACACAAUAAAAAUAUGUUCUUGGUACUAGCUAAUAGAAAUAGUGAUAACGCAGCAAAUGGAAAUGAAAAAAAAAUUACGAAUAAUCCAAAAUUGAUAGAUGAAGAGACUGAGUUUAAGGUUUCCGGUAAUUUGGAAGACAAUCACGAUUUUAUUGCAUUCUCUGCAAGCUCUGAAGACGAACAAGCUACUAAAAAUAGUACGCAUUCAAGUGAGAUGUCAGAUGAAUUAGAUCAAACAAGCAUGCUUAAUGAGCAGUCAUCAAAUGAGUAUUACCCUUGGUUACUUAAUCACGAUCACUCAAAACAAAAAGCGGUCACAGACUGGCUAACUCAAGAAAUCAAAGAUUUUACUUCAUACAUUUCACCAAGCCGUGAAGAAAUUAAACUACGUAACCGCAUUAUAGCUGCUAUAAAACAAGCGGUUAGGGAUCUUUGGUCAGAUGCAGACUUACUCGUGUUUGGAUCAUAUGCUACUGAUUUGUAUCUACCAGGUUCUGAUAUCGAUUGUGUGAUUAACAGUGAAAAAGGAGAUAAGGAAAGUAGAUAUAAUCUUUACAUAUUAGCAUCACACUUAAGACAACUUAAUUUAGCGACACAAGUUGAAGUUAUAGCUAAAGCUCGUGUACCCAUCAUUAAAUUUGUUGAACCUAAAUCGCAAAUUCAUAUCGAUGUAUCUUUUGAGAGGACCAAUGGUGUUGAAGCAGCAAAGUUAAUACGAGAGUGGCUCGAUGAUACACCUGGUUUAAGAGAACUAGUUCUUGUUAUAAAACAAUUCUUAGCCACUAGAAGAUUAAACAAUGUGCAUACUGGUGGUCUAGGUGGGUUUUCAAUUAUUUGCCUGGUCUUUUGUUUUUUAAAAAUGCAUCCUAAAAUAAUAACGAAUGCAAUAAAUGAAUUAGAUAACCUGGGUGUUUUGCUAAUUGAGUUUUUCGAAUUAUAUGGUAAAAAUUUUGCUUACGAUGAUGUCGCAAUCAGUGUUACUGAUGGACGUGCUUCAUACUUACCUAAAACAGAUUUCAAACAAUUAAAUCCUUCCAGAACAUCAUUCUCAUUAGCUAUCCAAGAUCCAAAUGAUGCCAUGAACAAUAUUAGCAGAGGAUCAUUUAACAUAGCCGGGAUAAAAAAAGCUUUUUCCAGUUCUUUUGAAUUACUUACAAGAAAAUGUUUUGAUAUGGAUGAUGCUACUUUUAAAGAUAGAGUUGGAGAAAGUAUUUUGGGUAACGUUAUAAAGUAUAAAGGUGAACAGAGAGAUUUUAAAGAUGAAAGAUCAUUAAUUCAAAACCAUGCCAUCAUUGAAAAUGAGCAUUAUCAUGCGAAGCGUAACAGAAUAGUCUGCGACAAUGAUUUCCUAGAUCUAACUAGCGAUAGUGAAGUGGAUAUAAUAAGUGAAGAAGAAAUGUAUAAACUGAAUCAGAAGGUCAAAAAAAAGAAGCUUAUGAAAAGUAAAAAUAAAGAAAAGGGAGUAAACCCAGCAAAGUUAAUUGCAAAGAAAUCGUCAAGUCUCAAAAAUAAAGUUCUCUCUACGGUAACAAAGACGAAAGUCCAUUCUAGGAAAUCAGUUUCAAGUCUGAUGGGAAUAAAUGAUUCAGAGAACGAAAGUGAACCAAUCACUGAAAACACAAAAAAAAUAACUACCAAUGAGAACUCGUCAGAUCAUACAGAUAACAGGGAUAACGAUGAUGAUUUUGACUCCGACGUUAAAAAGCCACAUAAAUCUAAGGAACAUCUAAUAUCUGAGAAAUCAACAAUUAAGAAAACAACCGUUGAUGCCCAAACCAGACGAAAUUUUUGGUUGAGUAAAGGCCAGUCAAUGUCUACUACGGUUAUAGGAAAUUGA